Molecule: messenger RNA, 942 nt
Organism: Penicillium arizonense
Lineage: Eukaryota; Fungi; Ascomycota; Eurotiomycetes; Eurotiales; Aspergillaceae
Product: nicotinate-nucleotide diphosphorylase (carboxylating)
Exons: 3
Coding region: 1-942 (313 amino acids)
Biological process (GO): quinolinate catabolic process; NAD+ biosynthetic process
Cellular component (GO): cytoplasm
Molecular function (GO): nicotinate-nucleotide diphosphorylase (carboxylating) activity
Source: RefSeq, a predicted model, not a curated record
AUGGCCUUGACUCACGGUGAUCUGCGGCAUCUACUGCCCGGUAACUACAAGGGCCUCGUUACAUCCUGGCUGGAAGAGGACUGUCCCAGUCUGGACUAUGGCGGCUUCGUCGUUGGAGAGUCAGAAGGUGAAGCACGCCUACUGGGCAAGAGCAAGGGCAUCGUCGCCGGCGUACCAUUCUUCGACGAAGUCUUCACCCAACUAGGCUGCACAAUCGAAUGGCACGUCAAAGAAGGCGAAACAUUAACCCCAAUCCAGCACUGCGCAACAGUCCGCGGGCCGAUCCGCAAGAUCCUCCUCGGCGAACGCGUCGCCCUAAACAUCCUAGCGCGCUGUUCGGGAAUCGCCAGCAAAAGCGCCUCAAUGCUCUCCGCACUCCGCGCCCAAGGCUGGCAAGGAACCCUAGCCGGAACGCGCAAGACAACACCCGGUUUCCGGCUCGUGGAGAAAUACGGCAUGCUAGCCGGCGGCGCGGACCCGCACCGACACGAUUUGAGCUCGAUGACUAUGCUGAAGGAUAACCAUGUAUGGGCGUGUGCGAAUAACCGGGCUGCUGCCGAUGGGGGAGUAGCAGAUCCGUCAUCUAUUGAGUCGAUUGCGGCUGCGAUCCCGCGGGCUGUGGCGGCUGCUAAGGCUACUGGCGGGUUUUCGACCAAGGUUGAGGUUGAGUGUCGGAGUGUUGAGGAGGCGAAUGCUGCUAUUGGGGCUGGGGCGGAUGUGAUUAUGUUGGAUAACUUUACUGCGGAGGGGGUGCGGGAGGCUGCUGCUUUGUUGAAAAGGGAGUGGGCGGCUAAGAGAGCAUUCUUGAUUGAGGUUAGUGGAGGGUUGACUGAGGAGAAUGCGCCGUCGUAUGUCUGUCCUGAUGUGGAUAUCUUGUCUACGAGUUCUAUUCACCAGGGAACGGGGAUUGUGGAUUUCUCGCUGAAGGUGUCGUUGCGGUAG